This is a messenger RNA of Onychomys torridus (southern grasshopper mouse), 1767 nucleotides long. RefSeq names its product suppressor of cytokine signaling 6-like. Gene Ontology annotation, cellular component: phosphatidylinositol 3-kinase complex. The record is from RefSeq and is a predicted model, not a curated record. Gene Ontology annotation, biological process: phosphatidylinositol phosphate biosynthetic process; intracellular signal transduction; regulation of growth. Gene Ontology annotation, molecular function: 1-phosphatidylinositol-3-kinase regulator activity. Lineage: Eukaryota; Metazoa; Chordata; Mammalia; Rodentia; Cricetidae.
AUGCCAACUGCAGCAGGAACAUGGCAGCAGGAGGCAGCAGGAAGCACAGCAGAAGCAAAGGAGCAUUCUGGAGACAAUCCUGCUGGGGCUUUGCCUCUCCAGGAUGGACCAGAGAAGCUUGUUAUCCCCUGGGCUGUGUUCCAUCAGCUUUACUGCUGCCCGCAGCUCCUCUGUCAUGGCCACCAGCAGAGUACCAUGAGUCAGAGGCAAUCAGGCUACACAAAAAUUAGUUUGAAAACCUUCCGGGAAUCUUUCAACCUGAGUAAAAGCAAAGAUGAAACCGAGUUCACAGCCCAGUCCCUCGCUGGCGAUUUCGUGAAAGAUGACUCCUUAUUCGGGAGCUGCUAUGGCAAGGACAUGGCCAGCUGCAACAUUGGCAGUGAGGAGGAGAAAGGGAAGAACAGGUCCAAAAGCGAGAGCCUGAUGGGCACCUUGGAGAGGCGGUUGUCUGCCAAGCAGAAGGGCAAGGGUGGGACUGCACCCACAGUCGAGGACACCUUCUCUUUGUCUUCAGCACCUGGAGGCCUCAAGGACGUGCGUGCCCCUCGGCCCAUCCAUUCUGCAUCACUGUGCAGCCACCACUACAGCCCCACACCCUGGCCGCUGAGGCCCACCAGCUCGGAGGAGACAUGCAACAAGAUGGAGAUGUGGGUGAAGGCCCUGUCAAAUGGUGUGCGCAAGGAGCUGCGGGAGCUGCAGCCCAAGGAGCUGCGGGAGCUGCAGCCAGAGCCACGCCCUGAGCCCCGCUGCAGCCCUGGUUCACCCGGGGAUCUGCGCCUCCUUCUGGAGGAACACACGCCUGUAGUUAUCAGACUCAUGUCUCAGGACUACCUUCAGUACCCCGUGCCUUUAGAAGAGGGGAUGUGCCCUCUGGAAGGGCCGCAUAGCUGCUGCCUGGACACGUCCUCGCCCACGGAGGUGUCGGCCGUGCUGCCAGGGGCCAGCGCCUUCUCCGAAGAUGACAGUCAGGUGGACCAGGACCUGGUUUUAGCCCCAGAGAUCCUUGUGGAUUCUUCGGUGAACAACUUGUUGAUUGGCACCACAGGAGUCAUGUUGCAGAACCCCAGAGCAGGUCAUGACGAUGCCCCUCCCCUCUUACCAUUGCUACCUCCAAUGCAGAAUAACCCAAUCCAAAGGAACUUCAGUGGCCUCUCAGGCCCGGACAUGCACAUGGCCGAAAGUGUGCGCUGUCAUUUCAAUUUCGAUCCCAACUCUGCACCUGGCGUUUCAAGAGUUUAUGAGUCGGUGCAGAGCAGUGGGCCCAUGGUUGUGACAGACUUUACGGAGGAGCUGGAGAAGCUUGCAAAACAGGGGUGGUAUUGGGGUCCUAUCAUAUGCUGGGAGGCAGAGGGAAAGCUGGCAAACGUGCCUGAUGGUUCUUUUCUUGUUCGGGAUAGUUCUGAUGACCGUUACCUUUUAAGCCUGAGCUUUUGUUCCCAUGGUAAAACACUUCACAUUAGAAUUGAGCACUCGAAUGGUAGGUUCAGCUUUUACGAACAGCCAGAUGUAGAAGGGCAUACAUCUAUGUUAAUUGAGCAUUCAAUCAGGGACUCUGAAAACGGAGCAUUUUGUUAUUCAAGGUCACGGUUGCCUGGAUCUGCGACUUACCGGGUCAGACUGACUAAUCCAGUGUCCCGGUUCAUGCAGGUGCGCUCUCUGCAGUUCCUGUGCCGUUUUGUUAUCCAUCAGUACACCAGAAUAGACUUAAUUCAGAAACUGCCUCUGCCAAACAAAGUAAAGGAUUAUUUGCAGGAGAAGCACUGCUGA